CUUCCACCUCCAUCCAACCUGGACUACUCAUUUAUCCAGAUCUGCACCCUGAACUGGACGUGGAAUCCCCCAGAGAAUGUCAGCAGUAGCUGUGACCUGGAGUAUUCCAGUGACAUUGUUGUUGAUGAGGUCCCUCAGGACAAGAGAGAAUGGAGUAAGAGUCUGUUCCGUGUGACGGACACGUUCCUGAACGAGGAAAUGCGCUUCAAAGUGAGGAGCGAGUGCAAAGCUGAUAACGCCAGCGAGCCCAGCCCCUGGGUGGAGACCUCUCUUCUGCCAACAGGUGUUCCAGGUACUGCUGCUGUUGACUUGAGCUGUGUUUGGCACAAUUUGGAGCACAUGGUUUGUAAGUGGCGUCCUGGGGAGAAUGCAAGCAGUGACACCAAUUACACGUUGUUCUACUGGUUUGAUGGUUUGAAAAACCCUAAGAAGUGCAGCAACUAUUCUAUGGACCAAGGAAUCUUUCGAUGCCUUUUCGAUUUUAGCUUCCCAGAAGUCACCAGUACUUACCCAGCUAUAAGUAUUUUGAUUAGAGAUGAUUCUGAAGAAAUUAGGCCUGUGUGUGCAAGUAAAAAUCCUACAACCCUUGUAAAGCCUGCCACGCCCAGGAGUGUUGAGCUCUCAAAGAUUAAUGAUGGAAUAUACAUAGAAUGGAGUGAAUCAGACACCUUUCCAGAAAAUUGUUUGUUUUAUGAAGUUAAAUAUCACAGUGGUGAUUCAGACACUGCUCAGAUAAUUGAAGUUGAAAAGAAUUAUAUGUCAGUCCCUAGUGUUGACCCUAAUAGCAAGUACAUCUUCAAAGUGAGAGCAAAACCCAAGCCUGAGUGUUACAGCAGCAAGCUGGUCAGUGACUGGAGUGAAGAAAAGAGUAUUGGUGAGAAGAUGGACUCUACUUUCUACUUGGUUUUAAUAGUCACCAUUCCAUUAAUAGUAGCAAUAUCUACAAUAAUUCUACUAGUUUAUCUAAAAAGGCUUAAGAUACUUAUUCUUCCUCCAAUCCCGGACCCGAGGGAAAUUCUGAAGCGCAUGUUUGGGGAGCAGAGCGAGGAUUUCCAGAGCUGUGCAAAGGAUGAAUCUGUGAAUGCAUACAACAGGUCAAUUAAGGAAGAAGAAAUUCAUACCUUAAUUUUAACAGAGACUCCAGUGGGCACCAAUUCUGAAAAAGAAACCCGUUUCUCCUCUGCUGCAAGAGUAGAGCAGCAGAACCCUGAUUGUGCUGGAGGUAAAAAUUCAAGUAAUGGGAAGAAAGAAAUCCUCUUUAUGAACCACAGAGCAGACCCAGAAGAGCUCUUCACAAAACUGGAACGCAUAGGAAAAGGCUCCUUUGGGGAAGUCUUUAAAGGAAUUGAUAAUCGGACACAGCAAGUGGUUGCUAUAAAAAUCAUAGACCUUGAGGAAGCAGAAGAUGAAAUAGAAGAUAUACAGCAGGAGAUAACUGUUUUAAGUCAGUGUGAUAGUCCGUAUGUAACAAAAUACUAUGGAUCAUAUUUAAAGGUGGUUCUGGCUCUUUAA
Messenger RNA from Chaetura pelagica (chimney swift), 1512 nucleotides. It is a transcript of the gene IL13RA1, whose product is annotated as interleukin 13 receptor, alpha 1. The transcript has 12 exons. Gene Ontology annotation, molecular function: protein binding; ATP binding; protein kinase activity. The coding region runs from base 199 to 1512 and encodes 437 amino acids. The record is from RefSeq and is a predicted model, not a curated record. Lineage: Eukaryota; Metazoa; Chordata; Aves; Apodiformes; Apodidae. Gene Ontology annotation, biological process: cytokine-mediated signaling pathway; protein phosphorylation. Gene Ontology annotation, cellular component: membrane; external side of plasma membrane.